GAUUUAUCUCUAUCUCUACAUUGAUGUAUAAAUUGCUCUUAUCUUUCACAUUCAAUGCGACUCAUUAGAACACUCGAUUUUAUGUACAACUUUAUGAUUAAAAGGAUGUUUUCAUUUAGUACAAGUGUGAUCCUACUCUUCAGCUUUAAUCUAGUUUUCAGUUGCCCGGAUGGAUGGCUUUCACACCGAUCGUCAUGUUAUCACUUCAGCCAUGACAAAGAAGCUUGGGCAAAUGCUGUGUCACUAUGCCAAGUACUGGGAGGUCAUCUUGUUGAAAUAGAAGACGCCACAGAAAACAGUUAUCUUGUUUCCCAAGCAAAACUUUACAGCAAUUCAUAUUGGAUAGGACUUAAUGAUUUACAAGAAGAAGGCACGUGGGUUUGGGUAAACAGUAAUACGAUGGCUUCGUUUACAAACUGGACAAGAGGACAACCGGACAAUGACGUUAAAAAUGAAAACUGUGCUAUCAUUCAAAAAGGUUACAAUUAUUUAUGGAAUGAUGGGAAGUGUUACACCGCAUUGAACUAUAUAUGUGAGAAAACCGCGGAAAACGUCAACAUAGUCGGAUAGAAGAUUAUCGAUGAAAGUUCUUGUCACUUUUCUAACGGUGGAUUUUGUUCAAAUUUGGAGUAAUAUAAUAUAAAAUAUCA
Molecule: messenger RNA, 650 nt
Organism: Ruditapes philippinarum (Manila clam)
Lineage: Eukaryota; Metazoa; Mollusca; Bivalvia; Venerida; Veneridae
Product: perlucin-like protein
Exons: 5
Coding region: 55-570 (171 amino acids)
Molecular function (GO): signaling receptor activity
Source: RefSeq, a predicted model, not a curated record